Messenger RNA from Porites lobata, 3982 nucleotides. The record is from the annotation of a GenBank genome assembly. Lineage: Eukaryota; Metazoa; Cnidaria; Anthozoa; Scleractinia; Poritidae.
AAUAUGUACGGAGUGGACGGAAACAGGUCGCGUUGCUCUGCAUUUUGGGACGACCUUAUGGGUUGUGUUGAACAGGUUGGCCGCAAUGAUCAGUGGAAAAAAUGUCAGAAUGAACGGGAAGAUUACUUUGAAUGUCUGCACCACAAGAAACUGGUAUGAAAUGAGACUUAUUUGUGUAAAGACAAACUUUGAGGCCUCAAUCUGCAGUUGUUCCUUGGGGAUUCCGAUUAGGGUUAGGCUGUGGUUUAGCGGGGUAGUGAAGAAUAUUGUUGUAAUAUCCGCCAAAUAAUUAAAAACUUCCAAGGGUGUUAAUUAGAAAAUUCGGAAGAGCCAUUCAGUAGCCUACCUUGCAAUUGCGACCUUUCUGUGGGACUUCUUCCUCUGGAAUGUUGUAGGCUUGAUAGGCAAGUAGUGGGUAUGUGGGCUGCGGAAUGUCGGUCGUUUCGCCAACGGUGGUUUUGCAAACGUCUCUGGUCAGUUCGCAAACGUUGAGAAGUCAACUCGCAAACGUUAUCAACAUUCAUAUGUGUAGAAGCCAGUUCAGUUCAGAUUUCGGAUGUCAACAUUUGAGCAUACAAACUAACUCUCAAGCCUAGUCUUGUAGUUGAUUUCGCUCUAUCACAUCGUUUGCGUGUUGUUUGUGCUGUAAUCCGCAAAUCAAUCUACCGAUAUGAAACAGGUCUUACUGUUGUUGUGUUCUAUUAGGAAGCUUUUCUCUUUGAAGGAAGGUCCACAACUUCCAAGAGACCAGAUAAAAACGCCUCCAUCUUGGGAUGAAAUAUUAACAUGGUUGCUAAGUGACGUACGUUGAACGUCUCAAUGUCCUUCAAUUCCCAUUUCCAGGUUGACAUGUAAAUGUUUGUAACGUUAAAUUUCAGACCCAAUAAUUUAGGCAUAACGUUAGUAUUCUGAACUGUACAGUUAAAACAUAGGUUGACAUAUCAAUGUUUAUAACGUUUGCGAAUUGACUUCUACACGUUUGCGAACUGACUUCUACACGUUUGCGAACUGACUUCUACACGUUUGCGAACUGACCAGAGACGUUUGUGAAACGACCGUUGGCGAAACGACUCGUUGGCGAAACGACCGGUUCCCGGGCUGCGAGUAGAGGUCCUUCAUCAAGGCUGUGCUCUAAGGAAAAUUGAAGGAAGCCCAGUGCUCUGAAACUGUAAAAUCUAGGGUGCCCAACAUAUAAUUUGUAUGAAAAAUCUGAGAUUUUCUAGUCACCCGAGGGCAAAAGUUAGGCGCCAGGGGCCACCGGGCUCUGCUAGAGCACAGCCCUGCUUCGAUCUUCCUAGAUGAGUCAGGAAGAGGUCCCUCCGUGAGGUUUUAAAUGAAAUGGCUUCUUUUUAUGCUCCGAGCAAUAGCCAUUUUUGAGUUGCACCAAGCCACCAUUUGCAAAGCCAUUGAUUUGAAAAUGAUUUUUUUUCUCAUGGAAAUAGAACUCAUUUUCACAACAAAGGUUUUGCACUUAGUCAUGUUUUGAAAGUGAGAGUUUUUGGAACUCAGAAAUGCCCCUUUGAAAACUUCAGGAUCCCACUUGGCAAGGCUGUGCUCUAAGGAAAAUUUAAGUACAUCUGAUGAUGAAGAAGUAUUUUGUACGCACACUCAUUUUACUGGCCUGCUGAUCACCAAACUCGGUAAUUUUAGGUUUUCAGUGCAACAAAAACCUGCAUAUUAUCCUAUGAAACCCAUCAAAGUUUUUCUGCCAUUCAGAUUCAAAAUGAGAAAUGUGAGCAAUGCCGCCGAAUUGUUUAGGUUUUAAGGAGGCAAAAGUAAAUAUUUCUACAGGUUUAGGUAAUUUUCAGUAAGAAGUUUAGGUCAAACAUUGGAAAAAUGUGCUUUUCACUAGUAAUGCUAAAGCUGAAAAUAAAUUUCCAAAAGGUCAAUCAAUGUGGCAUGAAAUAAAUAACGGAGUCUAUGUGGCAGAUCAAACUCAAGUUCCCGUGAAACAGUGAAACUGCCAUGGCCCGAAACCCAGUGCUCGAAACUAACUUUUUUAGUCAGUUGUCCUGGGACUAGUAGUGGGUGGCAUCUACUAGUCCUGAAGGCAAUUCUACUAGUCCUGUCUACCAUCCAUCAUCUGGCCACAAACAUGUAAUUCACACAUUAAAAAAUCAUAGUAAAGCAUGACUCACUCUUUAAAUUGUAAUAAUAAACACUAAUGAAAAGUAUAAUCUUUUAUCUUGAGUUUCUUUGGCUAUUAGAAAUUAUUCAUUGCUUCCUUUGCGGAAAGACGAAUUUUCGUUUUUACUGUUUGGAAAAUUUACACAAUACUGGCAUAACAUUUUUCCCUUCGGUUUCAUUGUAACUAUAAACCACACAAAAUCCUUUUCCAAGCUGGUUUGAAGUCUCUUUCCUUGUUUGCCUUUUUCACUCUUGUUGGCUGGGAAUCACCUGUAUCACUAGUGUUUUCUUCAUCUUUCCUUUCUUCAUCUUCCCUGCCCCUUUUGAAAUAGUGUAACAAAGUCACAGCACGAGAGGCCGCCAUUUUCACGAUGUUUUUCGGAGUUGCAGCGAAGUCGACUGAGAGAGGACUGAGAACCAAACCCUGCCCAUUCACUCACUGUUUUCAAAAUGGCGAUUGUAAAUGCAGAAAUUAUGAGCGUAAACAACGUCAUUGAAAGAACAAUUUUAUAAUAUUACCUGCUGAUUUAACAAAUGUGAAACCAAGAUCCACAGGCUAAAACGUCCACUCGUCCAUGAGAACGACUAACUCAAAAUUCUACUAGUUUUUUGCCUAAUUUUACUCGUUUUAGACAAGUGAAUGACCGUUAGUUUCGAGCACUGGAAACCUUUUGGUUUUUUUUAAAGUCAUCAUUAAUUUUCUUUCCUAUAUUAUCAGUGAAUCUUUUAGAAUAAUCGAGCUUUUUGUGGAUUUGGUGGAAGCAUAAGCGUAACCAACUCUUCUUUCCCUGUUUUUUUUGCCGCUAAAUUUAGCCUAUGCAUGCAUGCAAAUUUAGUUCUCGAUACGUAAAAGGCGAAGACAACGUCACUGGGACUGCCCUGUUUAUAAAACAGAGACAAAAAUGAUCGUAUCUUUUGUUUUCAUAUUUUGUUAUCUUAUGUACAGGGAAGAAAACAAUCACAAGUUAUGUUUUAGCCAAGCGCACACAGCAGAACAAAAACCGUAAAAAUUUUGCAUACCAGUAUAUCAUACAGAAAUAAAUUGAAGUGACUAUCUUGUUUGAUAAAAGUUAUUUCUUACUGUACAUCUUAUAUACACGUAUUUCUCUCUCUCUUCAUUAAUGUGACCUACUUUGAGAUGCCUAGAAUUAUGGCAGCCACCUUGACUGACAAAAUCCUCGUAAUGUUGAUUGGCAGUUGAACUACAAAAAUUAAAUGCUCGUCUUCAAACAUAACCUUUAAAAAUGUUGCAUGCAUGUAGCUUUUGAAGUCCUCAGUGAACAAGUACACUUCGGCAAUCCAACAGUGUUACAGUGGAUUAAAAAGUAUCAGGAACCUGACUUACACUAUCCUUUGAUGGUAUUGUUUCCAAUAGUACACAAGACUUGAAAAGAUUCAGAAACAGAAAGAAAAGCUCAUAAGGGCGGGAAAAUGGCCACCCAAGGAAGAAACGCCAGCAACGCAAUGAAAAGAACAUGAACUUUACACAUUGUUUGACAUAAGAGUACUGAUUGAUGGUGACAGUGACUUACUGUAAGAGAUUGGAACAAACACCUGUACAGUGCCAUGUUUUGUAACAUUAACCCUUUGAGUUGUUUUUUAAAGCUUAUUAAACCAGCAAGUUUAUUUAGGUACCAUUUCGGGUUAAGAUGUAUAAUAAAUGGCUUAAAGGAUUAAGUGAACAUGAAUAAUAAAUAUUGUAACAGUAGUUUGUGAUCUAAAUAAAGUUGGUUUAAAAGCAUUAAUUUAUAUUUUGUCAUCAUGGUGUGAAAUGGGAUGGAACCUUGGGUUCUUUUUAAAUGAAGUAGUAGACAAAGUAUCAGUUACCUUAUUUCCUCAACGUAAUAGCCAUCCC